GGUAAAAUCACGACCACCGACCACUUGCAAGAUUCCCCAAACAUCAUCGGUUAAAAAUUCUCCAUUUUCUCUCUCCUCAGAUUCUCCAAACCCCAAACAAAUAGUAUCAGAUACCUCCUCCUUUUUUGGUAGAAAAUUCCAUCAUUUUGUUUUGUCCAAUCUUUCAGCAAUUUGUUCUUCUUGAUCAACAUUCCUUUGGAAGAUUAAACUUUUGCGUUCUGGUUUUAAUUUGUAAGAGAUGGAGAUUGGUGAAAUUCUUGGGGAGUCAAAACCUGUGUCUGUGCCAACAAAGAGUGCAAUCUAUGUGUGGGGUUACAACCAGAGAGGGCAGACUGGAAGAGAAGAGAAAGAACAGAAGUUGAGGAUUCCGAGGCAGCUGCCGCCGGAGCUGUUUGGUUGUCCAGCUGGAUUCAAUACCAGGUGGCUGGAUGUUGCUUGUGGCCGGGAGCAUACCGCGGCUGUGGCCUCUGAUGGGUCACUCUUUACUUGGGGAGCGAAUGACUUUGGGCAGUUGGGAGAUGGAACUGAAGAAAGUAGGAAACAUCCGAAAAAGGUGAAUUUGUUAAGUACUGAAUUUGUGAAAUCUGUAUCCUGUGGAGCAAAUUGUACUGCUGCUAUUGCGGAGCCUCGUGAAAAUGAUGGGACGAUAUCAACUGGUAGACUAUGGGUGUGGGGUCAAAAUCAGGGCUCGGAUUAUCCUCGUCUCUUUUGGGGAGCCUUUACACCAAACACUGUUAUCCAUCAAGUUUCCUGUGGAUCAGUGCAUGUAGUGGCUUUGUCAGAGGAUGGUCUUCUUCAAUCUUGGGGGUACAAUGAACAUGGUCAACUUGGCAGAGGCUUUACCUGUGACGGAUUGCAGGGACCAGGUAUUCUAAAAGCAUAUGCAAGCCACCUUGAUGAAACCCCUGAGCUAUUGAAGAUGACUCAAGUGUCAUGUGGGGAGUAUCACACGGCUUCUGUAUCUGAGACCGGUGACGUGUACACUUGGGGUCUUGGCAACAUGGGUCAACUAGGACAUUGUUCCCUUCAAUCUGAAGAUAAGGAAGUAUUACCUAGACGGGUGGUUGCUCUUGAUGGGAUUCACAUUACCAGUGUUGCAUGCGGAGGUGUCCAUACAUGUGCAGUGACUGCAAAAGGAGCUCUAUAUGCAUGGGGUGGUGGGCAAGUUGGUCAGCUAGGCCUUGGACCGCAGGCGAUUUCAGCAUCUAUUAUUUUCAAGGAUUCUCAAGUAAUGCUUCGGAAUAUUCCGGCUUUGGUUAUCCCAAGUGGCGUGCAGCUUGUUGCAUGUGGUCAUUGUCACACACUUGUCUCUACCUCAGAUGGGAGAAUCCAUGGGUGGGGAUAUAAUAGCUAUGGUCAGGCUGCAAGUCAGAAUUCUACCUAUGCUUGGUACCCAUCACCAGUCGAUUGGUGUGUUGGAGAAGUGAGGAAACUUGCGGCUGGUGGUGGUCACUCAGCUGUGUUGACGGAUGCUUGUUCGUUGAAAGAUUUAUGUGAAUUCAGGCUUGCUGAAAGUGUUACUCUGGCAAAUGCUGCACAUAUUGAGGAUGUGGCAUUCAGAACCAGCUCUGAUGCUUUAUUACGCCUUUGUGAAAGAUUGAGGGAGCUGCAUAACGGUGGUGGAUGGGAACCCGAAGAUAAUGAUUCGAGUCUGAUUAGACCAUGAGGAAGAACUUGGUGCAAAAACCUGGUUUCCCGUGUCAUUGUAUUGGUUUAGGGAGAUCGUUAUUGGCUGUUAUUGCGUAUUAGGAAGGUUUCAGCUAUCGAAUCUCCCUUUCUCAAUGUAUUAAUGUAUAAACAUGAAUGUAUUGAAUCAAAAUUAUACUUGUAACUUGUAACUUGUAACUUGUAAGCUCAAUGUAACAUGCUUACCUUGAUACUAUAUUGAUUCUGAAUAGAGCAUUAUAUGGAUGCAAAUAUCAUAAGGUUAUCACAUUUAGUUAUUA
This is a messenger RNA of Beta vulgaris subsp. vulgaris (sugar beet), 1946 nucleotides long. RefSeq lists its product as uncharacterized. The coding region runs from base 239 to 1666 and encodes 475 amino acids. Lineage: Eukaryota; Viridiplantae; Streptophyta; Magnoliopsida; Caryophyllales; Amaranthaceae. The transcript is spliced from 9 exons. The record is from RefSeq and is a predicted model, not a curated record.